CCUGCUCCUCCUCUUCCUCCAGCCGAGCCUCCUUCCUCCCAAGCCGGCUUGCCUGCCUUCCCCGCCGCCGUCCGAGGAGCCCCCAGCGGCGCCGUUAUAUGAAAACCUCUCGCUAACCAUGACGGGGGUGCUAAAAAGAAAAUACAAUGAACUGGAAGACGACGCCCCCUACUUCUCCUCAUCUUCCUGCUCGCCUUUCUCUUCCUCCUCGUCGGCGUCUUCAGGCUGGGACUCGGACGAGGAAAACUCACGAGGAGGAGGAGGCAUCAAGCCCAGCUUGGCCUUGAGCUCCGAUUUCACCCCAACCUCCAUCCUGAAGAAAAGCAAACGGUUGAAGCGCAACAAUGUGGAGUUUGACCGGGUCACCGUCUUCUACUUCCCGCGCUGCCAGGGCUUCACCAGCGUGCCCAGCCGCGGGGGCUGCACCUUGGGCAUGGUCAGCCAGCACGGCUUCUCCCGGGAGUUCACGCUGGCCGAGUUUUCCAAGGAACAAGAGGCUGUCCGGCGGGAGAAGCUCAAGGAGCGCUUGAAAGAGGAGAAGCUGGAAGCCCUGAAGUGGAAACUCACCAUGAACGGUACGAAGGAGUCGGAGGAAGCCAACCAGCUUACCACAGAAGACAUCUCUGACGAUGACAUUGACGCCAGUGCCACCGAGCUGGAAGACGGCUUCUUCCUCCAGCCGUACCCAGCCAAGAAGAGGCGAGCUCUGCUCAAGGCCAUGGGAGUCAAGAAGAUCGACAAAGAGGAGAAGCGGGAGCUGCACAGCAUCCGCCUCUCCCGGGAAGACUGCGGCUGCGACUGCCAGGAGUUCUGCGACCCCGAGACGUGUAGCUGCAGCCUGGCGGGCAUUAAAUGUCAGAUGGACCACACAUCAUUUCCCUGUGGCUGCACCAAGGACGGCUGCGGCAACACAGAGGGCCGGAUCGAGUUCAACCAAGCCCGGGUUCAGACGCAUUUUAUCCAUACCAUCAUGAAGUUGGAGCUGGAGAAGAACCAGCCCGGCCCUGAGAGGAGCCCAGACCCCGAACCCCUCUUCCGGGACCGGCUGCUCCCCUUCGGGUGCCCCGUGGGCAAGGCGGCGUUUGAGGAGAGGACGGUGCCGCUGGCGCCCGCCUUCCAGUUCAGCACGGACCUGGAGGCCAUUGGCGAGAACAGCUGCAGCAGCGACAUGACCGACUCUUCGGUCUCGUCCAACCAGAGCGAGGACCUGGAGGAGCCGUACGAGGCCGUCCCCUCCGAGAAGUCGCAGUCGGACGUGGACGACGACGGCCUGGCCCGCAUCCUCCACUUCAACGACUCGGACACGGAGGACGACAGCAGCGCCGCCAGCAACUGCCAGGACAACCUGAGCUCCUUCCACCCGACCGGCUUCUUCAGCGUGGACGUGGAAAACCAGUGCGCCACCGACAAGUUUGGCUCUGGCCACCCCUUGAGCCAUCCGUCGGACAUCACGGGGUGUUUGGACGAGAACGCCAACCAGGGGGUGAGCUGUUUUCUUGAGGAAACUUUGCCCAGGCCAACCCAGGCUGCGGGCGUUCCUUCCUGUGCCCCCUCUUCUUCCUCCUCCUCCGCCGUCGCCGCCUCAAUGGAGCAAGGCUCCAGGAGCUACAUGGAUCUAAGCCUCUCCUCUGACUCUCUGGAUUUCUUCCAGUCCUUCUCGGACUACAACCUUGGACCCCUUUAUAAUUCGUUGAAGGAGUACGAGAACCUGGACAACUUUUCGGCGCUGCAGCUCCAGUUGCCAAAUUUCCCCAGCUUGCCUCAGCCCGGGGAUCAGAGCCCGUGCUUUCUGGAGUCCCUCAUUGGCCUGUCCGAAUCUGUCCCAGAAACCCCUGCGCCUUUUACAGACAAUCAGCUCCUAGAAGAUGCCAUUAAGUCCUCUCUCAUGGAAACAGUGAAGGUUUAAAUGCUUUUGUUUAUUGGGAAAAGCCGAGGAGGGGGGAAACCCCCUCUAGAAACUGCCAACCCCUUCCCGGAAGAGAAGGAAACGCUACGUCAUAUUUUGUUCCUUUUUUCAGAUACUUUGGAGGAAGGCGAAACAAACUCUGCAGCCGCAAUCGGUUUUCUUGCUGUUUGUGCAAAAAACUCAACGUUGGGGGUGGGGAGGGGGUGGAAGACAAUUUUUUGCUAAACACAAUUUACCUGCAUUUUGUAUUUUGGGGUGGGGGCACGUAAGGGAGGGGGCGGGGAAAGACCUCGUGAGAAAUGCGUUGCUCGUCCACAAAGCACCUUCUGUGAACGUCUUCAAAUGUUUGCAGACAAUUUUCUCAAGCUACUUUGGGAAGUCUAAGUAUAUAUAAUUAUAUUUAUUGUGGGUGGGGUGGGGGGAAGGAUUUGCUGAAGAGUUUGCUCUUGCUUAAAUGGGAAGAGGUUUACAAGGAAGCAGAAUAAAUGACACAACACACACUAUUAUAUACAUAAUUCCCUCUAUUUAUUGCAAACCUCCACAGUUUUCAAGUAGCCUUCGAAGCUUGAACUGAGCGCCGAAUCUUAUUUAAAUUAGUCAUACCUCGGAUGUAUUAUGUGUACAAUCAUAAUUUUUUUUGCAUAAUAUAUCUGUAUUUAUUUAUUUCGUGUUCAUGCCUGGGUAGGACUGUGGUUUAUCAAGGACCUGCAAAUAGCCCAAGCCUGCCUCAAUGGGUCUCUUGGUUCAGGUGCCCCAUUUUGCCCUCUUGGUUAAAACACUGAGGAGUUGUUCUAUUUUCAAGGCCGUAAAAGACAACCCCCCAUCCCCUGUCUUUUGCAUAAGCCCCAUAUCCACACUACAAACCAUUCUGGGCUUCUAAAUGGAACUUCUCAGAAAUUUAGUCAUCUUAGGAGAGAGUUGGGAAGACUCCUUGAGAGAUUCCUCAGCCCCUCUUCUUGGAUCGGAGAGAUUGUGGACCUUCUGGGUGUUGCCAGACUAGGACUCCCAUCAUUGGGCGUGAUGGGAGCCAGGGAAGCUUCAAGAGUUAUGGGGCUCCAUUUCUUCCUUAGUGGACCACAGAGGUUACUAUUAGGAGGUUGGCUUUUAAACCUGUGCAGUAGCUUUGCAGUGCAGAUAUGAAUGCAGAAAUGGGGAGUGUCGUUGCCACAAAAGGUGCAAGUGAAAGGGCCUCUCUCUGGGUCACACACCUGUGGUGUAGGAGAGCCUUUGAAUUUCUGAGCAUGCGGCGCAUUGGCUGCUGCAGCUGAGCAUGAAAGACACUCUCCAUGCAUCACUGCAGCGCUGUGUGGCGCAGGACUAAAGCGCUGCACCACAAGGUUGUAUGUCGCUAUAACCAUUUGAAAAAUGAAAUCACAGUUUGUGUGCGAUGUCCAUCAUUCUGCCAGGGGCAAUUAUAAGGAGGCCGGGAACUAUGAAGAGAGAGGGAAUAGAAUGAACUAUUUAAAGGAGAGAGAGGAAAGGUUAAAAUGGUGUGGUAAAUUAUUUUGUAAUUUAUUUAAUGUCCUUAAGGAUUUGGCCAUGAGAUUUUUUUUGAUAGAACCAAUCUGAUCUAUUACUAUGCUGCCUGAAUAUAUAGAGGAACCAAUUCUGGAGCUGCCAAGGUUGCAAUUUUUUAGAGGAAUGGAAAGAGCAAAAAUUGCAAAAGGGGGGGGGCGGUGGGGAGCAAAAGACUGUGCUUGCAAGCCUCAGGGUGCUUUGGGAUAUCUUUGGGGGUCUUAACCCACAAUCUUUAGCCAGGGACUGCAGUUUCAGUACUGACUGUCCAUGGCGCUAUUAGCAGGAGGAGGCAGAAUCAUCCAGAUUUAUUGCGCACCUUUUCUUUCAAAGAUUAUUCUCUAGUGAACUAGAAUCCCACUUACGGGAACAGGUCAAAGAUGGUUUUCAGUAGAAUUCCCUUAGGCCAUGAAAAGUUGACAUUUAGGAUUUUGUUGGUUAACCUGAUGGUUGGGCCUGGUGGCUGUGCUUUGGGUUUUGUGUUUUGGUUUUUUUUAAAAAAAGUGGCCUAAGCUUCGUUAAUGGAAAUAGAUGGAAUUCCUGCCUCUCCUGAGAUUGGAAGACCUGCACUUUGACCUCCCAGAGAUGUACAAAGCACCCGGAAUUCCUUCCACAUGGGAACCUUUUGGUUGGAAAGACUUUGCCCCAUCUGGUCUAUGCAAAGAGGGGUUCCCCCCCCUUUAACAAACCUGCGUGGUAAAGAGAAAAUGUCUACAGAAUAAUCUGGCAUCUAUCUAGUGCAAAGGGGUUAUCCCACUGUGAGAAAACUUUAAAGAUCUGCUUAACUUUUUAAACUAUACAUACUUAUAUAUACACCGUUUUUUAUUUAAUUUGUGGGAGUCUUUUAAAAUAAUAAUUUAAAAAAAAACCUCAGCCUACUUUUUUUUAAAAAAAUGCUUUGGCACAUUUGGGGUUGUUGUUUUUUUGGUACUGCUUUUUCUAUUUUUGUUUUCAUUCUUUGGCACUAAAGCAACAAUUUUUAGAACAUUCCUGCGUUCCUUUGCAUACGUCAUUUUAAAAUGAAUGUUGGGAGAUUGAGGGUGUUAGAAAAACCCUCCUGCCUUCAUGAUCCUCCCCCCUCUAAUUUAUUCAUUUCUUUGUUUCGUUUUGUUGGUGCCAACUUCCUGCUCCUACUCACCCCGGGUGCACUGAUUUGUAAAUAGAUAUAUAUUUUCCCCUUUCUGUACCUUGUAUAAAAUGUUGCCUGUUCAAACUGUCUUCUUUUUAAAAAAAAGAAAAAGAGAGAGAAAAACCUGAAAAACAAAAUUGGGUAUUUAUUGACACAAAUCUGUAAUUAUCUAAUGUAUUGAUUGAAACUCUUUGGUUUCAACAGCUUUAUGUUUGCUUUCUCUCAGAGUGUGUGAGUGUGUGUGUGAUUAUAUAUAUAUAUAUAUAUAUAUAUAUAUAUAUAUAUAUAUUGCUUAACGGUGCCGAAAGGUACCAGUUUAAAAUACUUUUAUUUUUAACCCCCUUCCCCCAAAUUUUCAUUUGUAAAACAAAAAAAAACAAAAAAAAGCAUCUUUUGCCUACAAGCUGCUGUCUCUCAUUUCAUACAAGCAAUAUGAAGAAAAUUUCAUUACACUUUCAAUAAAACAAACUCUUUUUUUGGUUUGGAA
Molecule: messenger RNA, 5037 nt
Organism: Podarcis muralis (Common wall lizard)
Lineage: Eukaryota; Metazoa; Chordata; Lepidosauria; Squamata; Lacertidae
Gene: CSRNP1
Product: cysteine and serine rich nuclear protein 1
Biological process (GO): regulation of transcription by RNA polymerase II
Cellular component (GO): nucleus
Molecular function (GO): DNA-binding transcription factor activity, RNA polymerase II-specific; sequence-specific DNA binding
Source: RefSeq, a predicted model, not a curated record